This is a messenger RNA of Pediculus humanus corporis (human body louse), 1266 nucleotides long. Its product is annotated as histone acetyltransferase type B catalytic subunit, putative. The transcript is spliced from 4 exons. Bases 1 to 1266 code for a protein of 421 amino acids. NCBI's taxonomy places the organism in Eukaryota, Metazoa, Arthropoda, Insecta, Psocodea, Pediculidae. The record is from RefSeq and is a predicted model, not a curated record. Gene Ontology annotation, biological process: subtelomeric heterochromatin formation. Gene Ontology annotation, cellular component: nucleus. Gene Ontology annotation, molecular function: histone H4 acetyltransferase activity; histone binding.
AUGGAUGACGAUGAAACGAGAACACCUUGCGAAGCGAUGGUAACGGAUAGUAACGAAGCAUUAGAAUUUAAAUUAAUAAGAGAUAAAAAUGAUUUAAAUGAUGUUUCAUUGGUUUUCAAACCGGUUAUGUCACAUCAAAUAUUUAAUUUACAAGAAUCAAUUUACGGUUAUAAAAAUUUAAAAAUCAAAUUGUAUUUUAGUGCUUCCUAUUUAAAUCCCUAUUUAAACAUAUCUUAUUCUGAAAAAGUCGAUCCGGAUAAAUAUGAUUGCGUGGAAGCAGAUAACAUUCAUGAAAUUUUAACUCAAAAAUUAGAAAUACCAUUAAAUGAAAAUUUAGAUGAAUUCAUAUCAUCACUCGAUAAUGAGUGUCAAUUUGUUCCUCCUGGUGAAUUGAAAGAAUCAUUUACAUUCAAUGUACAAAAUCAAGAAGAAGAAGGAGGAGGAGGAGAUGGAGGAAUGAUGCAGAAAACUUAUGUUGUGUAUUAUGGAAACAUAUUCAGCCCUGGUCUUCUUGCAUAUCAUAAAAAAGUACAAACAUUCAUAUUGUGGUUUAUCGAUGCUGCUAGUUUUAUAGAUACAGAUGAUGAAAAAUGGAAAUUUUUUUUCAUGUUUGAAAAAUAUAAAAAAAAUGGUGAAACCAUGCAUGCAUUCGCCGGUUAUGCGACAGUAUACGAAUAUUUUGCUUACCCUAAAAACAUUCGUCCGAGAAUAAGUCAAAUGUUGGUACUUCCUCCGUUUCAAAGACAAGGAUUGGGUGCUGCUUUGUUAACAUCAAUUUACAACCAUUAUAAAAUCAUGAGCGAAGUUAAAGACAUCACAGUUGAGGAUCCAUCUGAAGAAUUACAACUUGUAAGAGAUUUUGUCGAUUGUAAAAAUUGCAUGACUUUAUCAGUUUUCCAACCUGAUUAUCUUUGGUCGAAAGGUUUCACAUCGGAAUUGAUACAAGAAGUUGCAUCCAUAUUCAAAAUCAACAAAAAACAAGCGAGAAGAGUCUACGAAAUAUUAAAAUUGAAAACUGUCGAUAAGGAAAAUGUAAAACAAUACAAGGAUUACAGAAUCGAAGUUAAAAAACGUUUAAAUCUACCCAAUCAAAACGAGCAGAAAAAAUUUAAAAAAUUGGAACUUUUUUUAAAACCGCAAGAAAUAGCGGAAAUGAAAGCGACUUUUUUUCUCAGCGACGAACAACGUCUUUCAAAUUUGGACAAAUCGUAUAAAGAACUCGAAACUCAAUACGAAAGAGUUUUGAAUCGGAUCGCAUCACAAUAA